Cetraspora pellucida is the source of this 297-nucleotide messenger RNA. The record is from the annotation of a GenBank genome assembly. NCBI's taxonomy places the organism in Eukaryota, Fungi, Glomeromycota, Glomeromycetes, Diversisporales, Gigasporaceae.
AUGCAAUUAUGUUAUUCUCAUUAUUUAAGUGUCAUUGAAUCUAAUCGCUAUAAUAAAAAUAAGUCAUCUGUUAAUAGUACAUAUAUUAUUGAAUCUUCUAAUCUAAAAGACACUGAUACUUUACCAACUAAUAGUAUACCUGAUAUUAUAAUUCUUAGACUGUUAUCUUUUGCAGAGAUAAAAAACAAGUUUGUAAAUAACUUUUUAUUAGAAAUUGAUCUAUAUCUUGUGGCAUCCAGUAUGUCAUAUGAAGCAAUUGAUACAUUACACAAGGCUGGUCUUUCAUUCUGUUACUAG